Phodopus roborovskii (desert hamster) is the source of this 1326-nucleotide messenger RNA. RefSeq names its product presenilin associated rhomboid like (gene Parl). The coding region runs from base 51 to 1175 and encodes 374 amino acids. Gene Ontology annotation, molecular function: serine-type endopeptidase activity. The record is from RefSeq and is a predicted model, not a curated record. Lineage: Eukaryota; Metazoa; Chordata; Mammalia; Rodentia; Cricetidae. Gene Ontology annotation, cellular component: membrane. The transcript is spliced from 10 exons.
CGAGACUGGGGUUGAUAAGGUCGGGCAAUGGUGGGGCAGAGUUUGGGAAGAUGGCGUUGCGAGGUUGGGCACAGCGAGGCUGGGGCUGCGGUCAGGCGUGGGCGCCUCCCGCAGUCGGCGGCUGCCCGGAGCUCUCUGCGGCCCAGGCCCCGCGGCUGCUCGGACGCAGGUUUAACUCAUUUCUUCAGCAAAAGUGCGGAUUUAGAAAAGCACCAAGGAAGGUUGAACCUCGAAGAUCAGACACAGGGUCAAGUGGUGAAGCAUACAAGAGAAGUGCCUUGAUCCCUCCUCUGGAAGAGACUGUCUUUUACCCUUCCCCUUACCCUAUACGAACUCUCGUGAAGCCCUUUUUCUUCACCAUUGGGUUCACAGGCUGUGCAUUUGGAUCAGCUGCUAUCUGGCAAUAUGAAUCACUGAAAUCUAGAGUCCAGAGUUAUUUUGAUGGCAUAAAAGCUGACUGGUUGGAUAGCAUACGGCCACAAAAGGAAGGAGACCUCAGAAAGGAGAUUAACAAGUGGUGGAAUAGCCUAACUGAUGGCCAGCGGACUGUGACAGGUAUCAUAGCUGCAAAUGCUCUAGUGUUCUGCCUAUGGAGGGUGCCGUCGCUACAUCGAACCAUGAUCAGAUAUUUUACAUCCAAUCCAGCAUCAAAGGUUCUGUGUUCUCCAAUGUUGCUGUCAACAUUCAGUCAUUUCUCCUUAUUCCACAUGGCAGCAAACAUGUAUGUUUUGUGGAGCUUCUCAUCUAGCAUUGUGAACAUUCUUGGCCAAGAGCAAUUUAUGGCAGUGUACCUGUCUGCAGGUGUUAUUUCCAAUUUUGUCAGUUAUGUGUGUAAAGUUGCCACGGGAAGAUAUGGACCUUCACUUGGUGCAUCAGGAGCAAUCAUGGCUGUGCUUGCAGCAGUCUGCACCAAGAUCCCAGAAGGGAGACUCGCCAUUAUCUUCCUCCCUGUCUUCACCUUCACAGCGGGCAAUGCCUUAAAAGCCAUCAUUGCCAUGGAUACAGCUGGGAUGAUCCUGGGAUGGAAAUUUUUUGAUCAUGCAGCACAUCUUGGGGGAGCUCUCUUUGGAAUAUGGUAUAUCACUUAUGGUCAUGAACUCAUUUGGAAGAACAGGGAGCCUCUAGUGAAAAUUUGGCAUGAAAUAAGGACUAAGAAAGGAGGUGGCUCUAAGUGACGAAAAGCUGGCCAGUCUAGUGCAUCUGUUCCUUGCUGCCUGGAAGACUCAGCACCUGGCUGCCCCAGUGUUUUUCAUGUUCCCAGUACUUGUCUCCUUAGCAAAUGAUGGCAAAGUUGUGAAAUAAAUGUUUAUAUCUCUAGUUUGUAAA